Molecule: messenger RNA, 5781 nt
Organism: Anoplophora glabripennis (Asian longhorned beetle)
Lineage: Eukaryota; Metazoa; Arthropoda; Insecta; Coleoptera; Cerambycidae
Gene: vir
Product: protein virilizer
Exons: 8
Coding region: 111-5609 (1832 amino acids)
Cellular component (GO): RNA N6-methyladenosine methyltransferase complex
Molecular function (GO): RNA binding
Source: RefSeq, a predicted model, not a curated record
GUUAUGUUUUGAUAUUUAGAUUAUAUUUAUUGUACUCCACAAAUCAGUGCUCAAGAACAUAAAUAGAGAUCAGUGGUGUAUAAAACGAUAAAAGUAAUUGUAGAUUAUAAAUGUCUGACCAAAUUGAACUGUUGUUUUUUGAUACCUUUGCUCAUGAUAAUACAGAGGAGAUAAAUUUGGAUUUAGUUCAGUUUCCAAAGCCUGUAUAUGUAACCGAAGUUAGAAUUAUCCCCUUGGGUGCAAGAGUUCAAGCAGAUUUUCCUGGUGGUGUUCGUUUAGGGGCUACAAAUCCAAGUCAGUUCCAAAUAGAGUUUUUUGUGAACGAUUUGGGUAAACCUGGUGCAAGUACGUUUGAAACAUUAGGAGGAUUUGAAUAUGACCAAAAUGGGUGUAUUAAUCUUGAGUGUACUCCUGACGAAAGUAUUAGAAAGAUACCAACCGAUGGACUAGUUUUGAAAGGGUGGUACACAACAAUCACUUUAGCAGUAUAUGGAACCUUAACUAAUAAUAUAACUGAACAGAUUAUCCAACCUGUUGUAAAUCCAUCUUUACCGGCUCAGCCAAAUACUAUUGCUGAUGCCCAACAAAUUAUAUCUGGUACUACCAUUGAGCCCGAAUGGCCACAAGAAUCUAUACCAGCAGUGCCAGUGCCAUUAGAAUACAACGCUCAACCUAGUACUACUUAUCAUCAACCUUAUAAUCAGACGGAACCCUACUCGCAGGAAUUUACUGAAUAUUACCCUGAUGUACCAAAGGAUCCAAGGGGUUAUCAUCAUACUCCAGAAACUGAUUGGGAUGUUAAAGGUAGACCACGAAUUCCUGACACUGAACGUGAUAGAGAUAGGGACAGAGACAGAGAACGCAGCAGAGAUGUAACAUAUCAGAAAACUGGUAGUCUCGACAGAGAUCAUGGAAGAUUGGAUGUUGAACGUAGAGACAGGGACAGGGAAAAGAGAUACUCUAGAUCAGAAAGCAGAGACAGAGACAGACAGUCGAGGGAAUAUCGGGAUAUUGACAGAGACAGAGAUAGAGACAGAGAACAUGACAUAGAAUGGAGUGAUCAUGACAGACAUGACCACGAUUGGAAUGAAAGGGGCAGAGAUAGAGCACACGAUCGAGAUAGAGACAGAAGCGAUCACUGCUUUAAACAUGACGACUACAGGAGAUCGUAUAAUCGGAACGACGAUAGAGAAGACCGUAAACGUCCAAGAACCCCACCCAUGCAAUCGCCUAAAAGACCUCACACGCCUCCAAAAGAUAAAUCCCCACCGGUAGAAAAUUUGCCCGAAGAAGAUCCAGAGAAACAUAAAAGAGAAAGGGAGGAGACGAAAACAAAAAGCCCAUCAAGAGAUCUCAAGGAAGCAAGAACCCCUCCCACUGAGGAGAGUACUCAGAUGGACGUCGAAGAAUUCGAGCCGAUAUUGAGCGAUGAAGACAUACUCGAUGACGGUGAACAUUAUCAAGACGUAGAUUAUGACUACAGUAUGUACACAAACAACGACGAUAUUAUCAAACUGUUUACCCCAGGCAUUACGGAGUUGAGCAAAUACCCCAAGACGAAAAGUUUUGUCAUAAAGAAUAAUUCCAUUGAAAUCGACGAGGCUCUUAGAGUGUCCAUAGGCAUAGCAGACGAUUAUUUCAAAUCUAGCAUAACUAAAUAUAACCCUCAGACGUUUGAUAAGUUAAAUACAGAAAUUAAAGAAGAAUUUAUCCACCUAUGUGAGAGACUGACGAGUACGAUAGGACCAACGACUGUAUUUUGUGACAUAUCGAGGCUGUACGUUGAUACAAAGUCGAUGAAUCCCCAGAAUUUAAGUGCUGAGGACAAGGAGCUGGCAGAGCAGGUGCAUUUUAUAGUUGAAUCUCUAAUGGACUGGUUGAAAAUUGCGAUGAACUACGACCUGGCCAACAUUCAGGAUCAGCCGGCGUAUAAGAUUAGACACAUUAAGUGCGGUGUACGAUUGGCUGAUUGGUGCUGCACUUGUAUCGAUUUUAUCAAACUGCUCUGGCAGAACAAUUUUAAUAUGCACAAGGAAUUGUUGAACUUGUACGAUCAGGAAUAUAUGGCGCUGUCGAUAAAAUUAAUGAUAGUGAAAGCUUUGGACACAUACUUACAGCACAAGUUUUCGAUAGAGAAGUUUCUGCUCGGGAAUAUUUCUAAUUUGCCGAUGGAAAAUGGGUAUUACGAUACGAUGCCGGUUUCGGAAAUGAACGGUUACAAAAUACUCGUUCAGAAUCUGAGGAAAAGCACUUUGGUCCGGAUAAAAUUCGCGUUAACUUCCAUACUGAAAAAGUUAAACUUGUACGAGGUGCUUCAUAAAAUGCACAGCAUCUUAAUCAAACUACGGAACGUUUCUCAUGAUAUCUCGACAGAAGAAAUUAAUUUAAUCACAAAGUCGCUGAACGAAAUAUUACACUUCUGUCGUUGCGGACCGUUCACGUUUUCACAACCCAAACGGUUUUUACCUGUAUCCGCUCAGUUCGAAAUCUCACGCAGCCAUUUAAAUAACGUUUUGGUCGAGUAUUUCAAGAUGUUUAACUUAUUACAGUGUUUCGUGCUGCUCCUCACAUACCCAAGCACUUUAAAUUUACCGCUCAUUAAAACGCCUAUAUUCGAGAUUAUUUCUAACUUACUAGAAAUACCCGAAGGCCUGCAGUAUCUCUCAGAAAACAGCGAAACGAUUAAUAUUCUCUUAAAGUGUCUCUUGAGGACGGACGAAGAAAUACAGUAUAAUAUUCAAGAAGGUUUGGAGAUAAGAUCCCACCAUUUGGGUUUGACGGUCGCUUAUAAGAUACAGUCAUUGUACCACAUCGAAUGCUUGUUAGCGAUAGGGAGAAAACUCGGAUUCGAUUAUGACGCUUCCGAGGUCGUGGACGAGCUGCACGGUUUGUUCUGCUUGACGUUUUCACCUAUCGGGAAGGUUAGUUGUGCCGAAACGUUGAGCUUAAACGAUAAUGUCCAGUGUCUUCUGCAGUUUCUAGAACCUGUAGUUUCGAAAGAAAAGUCGGAGACACAAUUAUCCAAAGUUAAAAAGUCGCCCGGGAUUUCGUACAUUGUAGAUUUAUUGACGAUUGCCGUUACAGCUGCCUCUAACGUUAAUAUUAUAGAAAAACAUUCGAAAUUCCUUUUCCAGUUGAUCAGUCAACAGGACGUAUUCGAGGAUGUUGUAAGCAACAAAUUGAAAGAGCUCCGUUUAUAUUUGUUUCCGUUUGAAAAUAUUAUUUCGCUUACUUCCGAUAACAUAACGCCGUUCUUAGACGUUAUCGAUAAACAGUCAGAAAAUUUUAUACAGAACAUCGGAUCUUUAAUAACAAGUCUGAGGGUAAUUCAGCACCUCGGCAUAUCCAAACACUCUCAUUCGACGGCCAGUUUAUCCGAAAAUCCUUUGUGCGAUUAUAUCGAAUUAAAACAUAAACAUGUGAUACUCCAACUGUAUUCCCUGGAUGGAACGGCGGUGCUUUCAAAAUUAUUGCAAAGAAUUUGCGAACAUUACGAACAACCGAGCCUACAUUCCUCCAUUUUUGUGUCUAACCAAGGACUGCAAAUCUUGAAUGUAAUCAAUCCUUGCAUUUCCCUCCUCAAACAAAUGUUGGCUUACGUGAUCCAGUGCCAAAACGUUAACUUUAAAGACCUCACGACCAUUCCAGUAUUUCUUCAGACGUAUAACCUACUUACUAGUUUCCCGACGAGUGCGUCGGGGUAUUAUUUAGCGCAAAAAGUAAAGACGAAGAUCGUCGAGGCAUUGUUGGUCUAUACACAACCAGUUUCGGAGGAAGUGAACGAAAAAGAUUCUUUGAAUAAAACGCUGUGGACGCAAAUGUGUGGCGAACUUAUAAAAUACACCACUUCCUCGCCUUACACUUUUAUAUCUGGACUGUUAAUUUUUUCUGAAUUACUUCCUUUACCGUUACCGGUUCAGACCCAAGACGAUUUGUCGAAAGAAGAAAUUUCUUGGAUAAUUAACUUGAGGAAGCUUUGGUCUGCCCAUUUACAUCCGCACAGUACUAUAAUCCAAGACAUGGUGAAUAGGCUGUGUAUAUCCACGCAACCUCAACUAUUGAAUUUAUUACGAAGGAUUUGUGUGCAAAUCUCCGACUUGGCGGCCAAUUCCGCCAUAAUGAUAGCAAGAGGUAUAUUGGAUAACGUUUACAAUGCUCUAAUUCCGAAAGAGGACAUGAAAAUGGGCCCUUGCAAUAGUCACAUAGCCAGACUAUUAAACUUUUUAGCUUGUUUAGUUACUCAUAAUACAAUAAAAUGUGCGAUUCUUCAUCUCAUUCAUACGAACAGUACGGUAACGUUAAAAACAGAUGAAAAGUAUGUAUCGUUAAUACCUGCUUUCGCGCAAAUUUUGAAGACUAACUGCUCCACAACUAGUCACAUCCAAGCACAAGAGUGCAUAUUAAGUAUUAUUCAGAGCUUUUGCGACGUCGAGAUAACCGUGAUGCAGAACUCUUUAGCUGAAUCGAGAGAACUCCCGUCGGAGGUAUAUCUAGCGAACGCGAUGCCGAUAAAAGAACACCUCUUAGUGUUCAUACAUAUAAUGUGGGAACACCUGACGACAGAAAAUUCCUUCGUGACCUAUUUACCCAUCGUACGAACUUUAUUGUUAUUGACAGAACACGAUUACGGUUUCUAUCACUUGAGGGAACACUUGUUGAAGAAGAACGAUCUAUUUCUUGUUUUAUUGAAUAAAUUAGCGGAUAACUUUUCGAAAACGAAUGCAGAGUGUCUGUCGACGUUGAACACUUUGGUUGAGUUUCUAAGGGUUUGUGUAACGACGGAAGAGGAAACGGAACCGAAUCUGUUAUACACUCCUAGGAAAAUCAAGUUGACCUUGACGGAGAUGAAAUCGCUUAUAGGGUGGCCGCCUGCAGAGGACAAGACCCAGGAAAAGCACCCUCUGAAAAAUUUGGAGGUUAUUUUAAAGAAAGUGGUGGAAGAAAAUAACACAUUUGAGAGCUUUUUGGAAGGCGUUUCUGCGCUUUUAAAAUUAUUGGAAGAGGACAAAAAAGAAGAAAGUAAAGAAACUUACACGGAAAUAAUGCUUCCAGCACCAGAAACGCUGUUGGUUCAAUUUUCGUGCAGAACGGUUUUCAGUUCUGUCGAUGCUUGCGAUGAAAGGUUAACCGCUAGAUAUUGGCUUGCGGCUCCAACCGAUGAAGGAGACACCGAUAUGGAAAAUGUGACAUGCGAUUUGAUAGAAAUUUGUCGACAAAACCUACGUCAGGACUACAAUAUAGUAAAAGAAGUUGAAAAAUUGUGUAGGAUAUCCAGGUCGGAUAAUCCUGAGGACAAGGAGAAACAAAUCGAUGAUCAAAAAUUGAAAAUGAAGAAACCGCUUGUGGCUCCGAUAAGAGCAAAGAACUUUGCAAGAACUAUCCAGCAGAGACCGGACCUCUUUAGAUCGAGACCACCUAACACGUCCAGACCACCAUCACUUCACGUGGAUGACUUCGUUGCUCUUGAAACCUGCGGGGCUCAACCCACUGGCCCCACGGGAUAUAAUAAAAUCAGCAGAGAAUUCCUUGCGUCUACGCGAAUUGCGAGGGGAACGAGGGGACGGGCUUUCGUUACUUCAGAGAGAUCCGUCCAGUACCGCCAAAUGUAAGCCGUGGUGGGGUGCUGGAAUUGGAAGAGGCCCGUAUCAGAUGUAACGUAUUUCAUUUACGUAAUGUUUUGAUAAAAUUUAUUAAUUCCUAGUUGAUCUACAUUUUUCUUUGUGUAAGAUAAUGAAUGUAAAAAUAGAUAAACUUCCAAUAAAAACUAAGCCAAAAAUUCCA